CUUUACUCCCUUUUCCUAAACGUUUACAUGCAAGACCUGGAAAGGACACGUUGUCUCCGGCCGAAAGAAAAGAUCUUUAAAGAAAAAAAGCCUAAAAUGGGUCUGCUGAAUUCUAAAAACCUCAAAAGCAAGCAAGUCCACAUUCUUCUGCUGGGACUUGACUCCGCUGGGAAAUCUACUCUGCUUUACAGGUUAAAGUUUGCGGAGACUCUUGCUACCAUCCCAACCAUCGGCUUCAACGUGGAAAUGGUCCAGCUGCAGAGCGGUCUUACACUCACGGUGUGGGAUGUUGGGGGACAGGAGAAGAUGCGGACUGUCUGGGACUGCUACUGUGAGGACGCGCACGGGCUGGUGUACGUGGUGGACUGUUCCGAAGGCCAAAAGCGACUGGAGGACUCUCGCAAAGAGUUCAAGCACAUUUUGAAGAAUGAACACAUCAAAAACAGGCCGGUCGUCAUAUUAGCCAACAAACAAGACUUGCCGGGAGCUCUGAGCGCUGAAGACAUCACCAGGAUGUUCAAGGUGAAGAAGCUGUGCAGCGACCGGAACUGGUAUGUGCAACCGUGCUGUGCAGUCACUGGAGAAGGGCUGGAUGACGGGUUCAGGAAAGUAACUGAGUUUGUGAAAAGCCACCUGAAGACAAGAGAGACCUUAGCAUUCUUCAAGCAGAAAUGAGACAAUGAUGACGUGGAAAUGGAAGUUCUGAUUUAUUUCCCAUGUAAAGUGGAGGGAAAAAAAAGUAAGUUGCAGAGUCAGCAAACUUUUCUGGGGAAAAUUCCCCCCCUCCCCGCCCCCGGCCCAGCUAAAGAAAGAACUUUAUAAGCAAACUAUGGGGUAAUGAUCACUGAAAAAGAAGAAUUUAUAUUUUGUAAAGGUAAAUGUGGUAGAUGAUUUGAAAGUUACAUUUAGAGUUGGAUGAAUGUUUGUUAAUUUUGUAUGGCCACUAAAGUUUAAAUAGUCGCCUGCUUAUAUAGUUAGGAUUUUCUCAUAUGUUCCCAGAUGUUACAGGCAUUGAGUUUCUACUCUGUUCUUGGGUAGUAAUUGAGUGACGAGAAAACAACAAAAAGAAGCUUAAAUUGUGGAUGUUAAGCAUUUGAAAAUCUUUGUUUUGUAAACAGAAACGCCCCCCCCCCCCAAAGCUGUCAACGUUUUGAAAUCUAUUGCUGGUGACUUCCUUUAUCUUUUAAAAAAUAUAUUUUUUU
Messenger RNA from Grammomys surdaster, 1202 nucleotides. RefSeq names its product ADP ribosylation factor like GTPase 14 (gene Arl14). Gene Ontology annotation, cellular component: cytoplasm. The coding region runs from base 28 to 675 and encodes 215 amino acids. The transcript has a single exon. Gene Ontology annotation, molecular function: GTPase activity; GTP binding. NCBI's taxonomy places the organism in Eukaryota, Metazoa, Chordata, Mammalia, Rodentia, Muridae. The record is from RefSeq and is a predicted model, not a curated record. Gene Ontology annotation, biological process: vesicle-mediated transport; intracellular protein transport.